Messenger RNA from Linum tenue, 1543 nucleotides. The record is from the annotation of a GenBank genome assembly. Lineage: Eukaryota; Viridiplantae; Streptophyta; Magnoliopsida; Malpighiales; Linaceae.
GGUCACCCGCGGCUGUCAGUUUAUCAAAGCCCACUAAAAAGGCGGAGAAAUCAAAGACGUGUUCGAGAAGGUGGCUGGCUCCGAGUAGCCGACUUGGACCGACCAUAUCAACCACGUCAUCAUACACGUCCAGGUCUCAACUCCUAUGGCGACUCAUCUCCCGCCACGUGUCCCUCGACUCUCAAACGGCUAGUUUUUCUCCCGCCUGUCCGCCAAUAUUAAUUCUUUUAAAAAUUAACCGCCAAAGGAUAAACUCCACCUCGAAGCACACAAUCUUUCUUUCGAGGAAAACUCCAGUAUUUUCUCGGCCCAGCCCACCACUGGCCCAGAUAUUUUUGUUAUUUAAUUUAAUUUAAUUAAUUGUUUCUGUUUAUUUUACUCCCCUUUUUUUCCUUCUCAUUUCCCUCUUUCCUUAUUUCAACUUCCCCUCUCUGGUAUAUAAACCCCACAAAACCUCUCCGGUCACUUUUAAAAGGAACACAGAAAAGAGAUUUAAUCACUUACCAUUUCCAAAUCCGCGCAAGAAAAUUUAGGGUUUCCCGAAUCCUCCUAUUGAUUCAGUUCUCCCUUUCUUCGAUUCUGCCACCCGUCAGAUUCUCGUUCACAAUCUAGUUGAAUGAUCUGUUCGAGAAAGACAAUAAUGGCGCUGGGAAGGAGAUGCAGCUCGAUGAACUGGUCGUCGUCCAGCUACUACGCCGCCUGCGGCGGCGGCGGGAGCGAAGAGUGCCUUCCUUUCGAGUUCGCGAGGGUGAGGUCGUUCGGAAGGAAGAGGAUCGUCGUUUCGCAGAACAUGGAGUGCUGCUGGGACUCCGAGAUGAGUCCUCGGACUCCAUUGAAGAGGCUCUGCAGCGAGCCGCUUGGUGCAGUGAUGGCGGAGAUGGACGAGCAGCAGCAGCCUGAGGAGAAGUCUGUUCUCGAGAGCUUGCCGCAGGACGUUCUGAUUAAGGUGCUCUGUGGAGUGAACCACGAAGAUCUGAAGCAGCUUCUUCUCGUCUCCAAACCAAUCUCCGAAUCUACUUUGAUAGCUAAGGAUUCACACUUCCCCUACAGCACCCCGACGAAGGUCCGCGCGUUUCGAUCUCCGACGAUAGAUUACAACAGCGAGAUUGACGAGAUCGAAGCGCCUGGAGCCCCGAGCAGAGCAGCUCGGCGUUUCCCCAAGCCGCGGCUGAGCGAGAAGGAGGUUUCGGACCUGUCGGUAGCACUCUUCUCUAUCGAUUCGCCGCCGAAGAGGAAUAAGAAGAAGGGAUUGUUCAUGGAUGUGGAGAUAUGAAACGGAAGAGAUGGUAGUAAUGUGUACAUAAUCACACUUCCAGUCUCUGUUUGUUUGUUUGUUUGUUGUAGAUACAGAGGCAAAAAGGUAGAACACGAGAUAGAGGAACCCAUAGCGAGAGAGAGAGAGAGAGGCCAGACGUGUGUGCAGAUUCCUUCCUUCUUCAACGUUCCCCAAUUGAAGAUUUGAGCGUCUCUGUAUAUGUUAUUCGGCUUAGGAACAAACACUUUGUAAUUUAUUUACUUCGGGCAGCCUCUGCCCUUUUCUGCU